Torulaspora globosa is the source of this 510-nucleotide messenger RNA. RefSeq names its product Pam18p (gene PAM18). The transcript has a single exon. Gene Ontology annotation, biological process: protein import into mitochondrial matrix. Gene Ontology annotation, molecular function: ATPase activator activity. Gene Ontology annotation, cellular component: PAM complex, Tim23 associated import motor. NCBI's taxonomy places the organism in Eukaryota, Fungi, Ascomycota, Saccharomycetes, Saccharomycetales, Saccharomycetaceae. The record is from RefSeq and is a predicted model, not a curated record. The coding region runs from base 1 to 510 and encodes 169 amino acids.
AUGAGCGGUAACGGUGUUAACGAUAGAAAUGUGCUAGAAGUACCACAGCUGCCCAUUCCGGGCGAGAACAACUCGAAGUUGUCGAAAAAUGAGACCAGAGUGACAUAUGAUACGUCCAAUCAGCAGCUGGUUGGACCGGGGAAGAACGGAAUGGACCUGUAUUUCGAUCAGGCGCUGGAUUACAUGGGCAAACAUCCCGUGGCGACUGGAUUUGGCGCCUUUUUGACGCUGUAUGUGGUUGCAGGUGCUUACAAGUCUAUCAGCACGAGGAUUAGUGGUGGGAGUGCUUCUAAGGCGUUCCUCAAGGGUGGUUUCGACUCUAAGAUGAACGCCAAGGAGGCGUUCCAGAUUUUGAACCUGAACGAGGCGAAUCUCAACAAGAAGAAGCUGAAGGAGGUGCAUAGAAGAAUAAUGUUGGCGAACCACCCCGAUAAAGGUGGAUCGCCCUAUGUGGCCACCAAGAUCAACGAGGCAAAGGAUUUUCUGGAGAAGAAAGUUUUGAGGAAAUGA